ACCGAGUUCGCCUACGUCAUGCAGUGGGAUGAAUAUAUGUACUCCAGCUCAUCGCUUGAAUUCUUUAGCGCAUACGUUUACGCGACUUACAACAUGGGGGCUCCUGUCGGAAUCGAUCACAGGUUGGGCGCGUGAAGUAUUGGACAUUGGGGAAAAUCUUCCGAAUAUGAGCGUAUGCAGCUUACAGACUGGGAAUGGUAUUCAAAGAUCUUCAACCUACAAAACUGACCAGGACAUUAUUCAUAAGCGACUGCCAAUAAGUGGUGAUAUCUCCCCCAAAGAACAAUGGAUACCAUGGAGUACCAAAAUACCACAUUAACAGUAAACGAAACGGUCAACUACAGUAGCAACAUUACUUAUGAUGGGACAGACUAUGAAUGCAGUGGGUGUGGGGUGGAGACUGUGAUACCAGUGGUGUUUUCUUUCGUAUUUAUCGUAGGAUUGAUAGGCAAUGGCAGUCUGAUAUACAUUGUAUGCAGGUAUAAGUCCAUGAGAAACAUACCUAACAUUUUGAUAACAAACCUAGCAGUGGGCGAUUUCCUACUCAUUAUUAUAUGUGUGCCUUUCACACUUACUAUCUACGCAUUUCCAAAUUGGCCGUAUGGAGACACAGUAUGCAAAGUCAAUGAAUUUCUCCAGACCGUAUCUCUUGGAGUCAGUGUUUUCACCCUGUCAGCCUUGAGCAUUGAGAGGUAUUCGACCAUUGUCCGUCCAUUUCACAGCAGACAUCGCAACGCUUUACGUCGAACCUUAAUUACCAUUGUUACCAUUUGGUUUACGUCUAUUGCAAUAGGAAUUCCAGAUUUAUUUUCCUAUCAUACCAUACAAAUCGACCACCAAACCGAGUUUUGUUGGCCUUAUCCCGUCACUUGGCCACGUUGGUAUGGGCGGGCCCAUGUGACGGUGCGUUUUCUUCUAUUUUACGUGUUGCCUUUGAUUAACAUCACAUGGUGCUACAUUGCCAUUGCCAGAGCCUUGUUUUGGGUUACUAAGCACACAGAUAAAGCCCCAAAAGUGGAUGGAGAAGAACAUAAAGGGGAUAUAAAGACAAGGCAAAAAAUCGCCAAGGUAAUCCUAUCACUUGUUGUGAUAUUCGGGAUCUGUUGGCUUCCUCGGCACAUAUAUCUUAUCUGGUUUUUCUACGCAUUGGGGCAUUAUAGCGCGUUCUGGCAAAUUUUCAAAAGCGCUGGUUUUGCACUGUGUUUCAUAAAUUCUUGUCUUAAUCCAGUCAUGCUCUAUUUUCUGAGUAAGCAAUUUAAAUAUGCCUACCAUAGGGCAUUUUGCUGUCAUUGCCAUUGCCAAAGAACAGCAUUGCGGGGCAUAGAGUCAGAUACUCCUUUGCAAUUUAUAAACAAGAUUUAGGAACAUGUAUUAAUAUGGGUUGUUUGUAUUCUGGCGGUAACAUCACCAGAUGCCUUCUUUUUCAUUACAUUGGUAAUUGCAUUCGUUAGAGUAUCAUUUUGCUGGAAUUAGAGG
This is a messenger RNA of Lingula anatina, 1476 nucleotides long. RefSeq names its product neuropeptide CCHamide-1 receptor. The record is from RefSeq and is a predicted model, not a curated record. Gene Ontology annotation, biological process: G protein-coupled receptor signaling pathway. Lineage: Eukaryota; Metazoa; Brachiopoda; Lingulata; Lingulida; Lingulidae. Gene Ontology annotation, molecular function: neuropeptide Y receptor activity. Gene Ontology annotation, cellular component: plasma membrane.